UCUUGUGUGGUUCCAAUUGCUGUCAGGUCUACAGCAUGAAGUGUGACCUCAAAAAAACUCUCAUGCAACUUUUAUUCAUGGUUUAUUCGAUUCUUAAAGUUUCAGCUGAAUCUACGUAUGAUAAUAGUAUACCAGUCCAUGGUAUAACAGGAGAAAAUUUGACCGUUAACUUCAAGUUUAAAGCUUCUGGUAUCAAUAGUCUUUCUAGAAUGCCUCUUCUUCACAAAAAUAACAAAAAGAUUGGGAGUUGCAAGCAAACUAGCAAACAUUGCCAUGAAAGAUUUGUACUCAGCGAUGUGGAUGAUAGCAGUACUGCAACAUUAUACAUCAUAAAUAUCACAUUGGAAGAUGAAGGAACAUAUCAUAUUUCACUCCUUUUGGAUGGGGCCCAACCUAUGGUUCUUAGUAAUAAAAUCACAUUUGCAGUGAAACCACGGAAUAUAACAAACGAAAAUAGGACAUCUUUGAAUACAGAAGACGAUAUCCUUAAACCGGAGACAUCCAAAGCACAAACCUUCUUCAUUUACAUCAGUGCAUCAGUCAUUUUAUUUAUAUGUUUUUGUAUAGCCUUGGUGUCUUGGCUCUUUUGGAUCAACUCAAGAAAACAAGACAACCCUCAAACCCAAAGCAAUGGCACAACACAAGGAGAUUGUAGGAGACCGGAUGCUGUGACUGUCAGCUGUGUGGAGUACGGAGAGUUAGACUUUCAAAACCGACCUACAAGAGAUGACAAAGUAAAACCUGUUGAGGUGACAUCAAAUACCCAAGAUGGCGUGGAAUAUGCUGCUAUCAUUUUCCCUCAGAAAAAAACGACACCAGGUGGGCGGAUGAGAGAUAAAAAGCGAGUACAUCCCGUCACGAGAUAAUCAAAGCCAUGAGCACACUUUGUCCACCAAACCUUUUCUCUUGCAUGAUUGCUGUACACGCAAAAUGUGGGACAUUAUAUACAUGCUUCAUACAUGCUCCUUACACUCUAAAAAGUGCUCGAUCAUUUUAACCCAUGGAUGAGUAAAAGGUAUAAACCAAUGAUGAGUUGGGCGGUUUAGAGCCACAGUUGUGUCAGAUGUGGGAACCAGAAAUUGGGUUUUUCAAUAUUUUGACCAACCACGAGUUGAAAGUGUUAAUGAAAUGUGAUGUCAAUCAUGAUAAUACUGUAAACAUGCCACAAACUGUAACACUGAGUCAUAGCGAGUUGCCAACCACAGAAGCCCCCAUGCAUGAAGAAGGAACUUUCUACUUGAAUAUUGCUGUUUAAUGUGGUCGCUUAAUUGUAUUGGGCCUUUGCUCAAAUCUUUUGGGUGGGCCCUAUAGAGAAAAAUAUAGAAGCAGAAACCCACCAAUCCUAUCAAUGGUUUCAGCGGCAACAACAUUAAUGUUAUGUGGCCAAACUUAACUUUCGGUGGACAUCUGCAAAGUAUCAUUAACUGUCGAGUAGUUUUAAUUGAAUUGAAUUAAUAAAUAAAUAAUUAAUAUACAGUUAAAUAAUACUAUAAAUUAAAAUGUAUAUAAAUUAAAUAUGAAAAAAAAUGUCUUAAUAGCCAGACUGAAAACCAAACACAGAUCCGAAGUUAACUUUGGGGCAGGCACGUACAUCCGACAAAGUAUUCUACAUCAGAACAGCCUAGCAACCACCCAAGCAACCUCAUUGCAACAUGCUAUAAACCUCUCAGAACACCUUGUACAAGUUAGCAACGUCUCUGCAUUCUGGUCAUGAGUUUUGCAUUGACAAGCACCAAAAAUCUAGUUAUGACUCUGUUACUGCUGCUAAAAUGCUUCUGUGUAUUUUAACACUAUUUGAGUAUUCAGUUGUUCAUAAAAUAUUACCAUGAAAACGUUUUAAUAAUGUACUCUGUACAUGUGGAAGUUUGACAUGGUACUGUA
Triplophysa dalaica is the source of this 1881-nucleotide messenger RNA. RefSeq lists its product as uncharacterized. Bases 36 to 866 code for a protein of 276 amino acids. Gene Ontology annotation, biological process: negative regulation of immune response; positive regulation of T cell apoptotic process. The record is from RefSeq and is a predicted model, not a curated record. Gene Ontology annotation, cellular component: membrane; external side of plasma membrane. The transcript has 5 exons. NCBI's taxonomy places the organism in Eukaryota, Metazoa, Chordata, Actinopteri, Cypriniformes, Nemacheilidae.